Acanthochromis polyacanthus (spiny chromis) is the source of this 3100-nucleotide messenger RNA. RefSeq names its product Myb/SANT-like DNA-binding domain containing 4 with coiled-coils (gene msantd4). The annotation marks the transcript as partial. Lineage: Eukaryota; Metazoa; Chordata; Actinopteri; Pomacentridae. The transcript has 4 exons. The record is from RefSeq and is a predicted model, not a curated record.
GUGAUCUGUCUGUCUCUACACCCCUGUUUCCGUCUGUCUCCUCUGAUACAUCUCAUCUCUUCUUUCAUACCUACUGCUCUCUCUUCCCUGUGUGUUUUUGCUUGCUGUUCCCGAGCUGUCUCACCUCGGCUCUGUUUCUUUCUCUGUAUCUCUGGGGAUUUGUGUCCCUUUCUCGCUGCCAAGCUGGAUUUCCUGCAGGUGAAGCAUCUGAAGAGGAAGAGGAAGAGCAACUACAGUGUGAGAGAAACUCAGACUCUUAUCAGGGAGAUCCACAAGAGGAGAGACGUGUUGUUCUCAAGACAGCAGAACACUGCCAUUAAUGAGCUGAAGAGGCAGGCAUGGGAGGAGGUGGCCCAAGGUGUGAAUGCACUGGGAGAGGGAGAGCUACGCACCGCUGCUGAGGUGAAGCGCCGUUACCUGGACUGGCGAGCGCUGACGAAGAAAAAACACCUUCAGGCUGAGCUGUCUCUGUCUUCUUCAUCCUCCUCUUUGACCAUGAAGACUGAGUACGACCAGUCCUCCCCCGAGCACGAGGAAGCUUCUCUGGGAUCCGGCUGUGAUCAGCUGCUUGACCUCUCGGGCUUUCCGAAGGACUGUCACUGCGACUGGCCGGAGCUGGUGGCUCUCGGUGAGCCGAGCGGUCAGGGCACGAUGGCGCUGUCAGGUGUGAAGAUGGAGGAUGAUCUGGAUGGAGACGUGGGUGAUGGAGAAAUGGAUGAAGAUGACAUUCCCUCUCUCCUCAGCGACAUCGAGUCACGUGGAGAGGGACAUGUUCCUGAUGUUUACUCCCACAACGACUUGGGCGUGCUCAGCUCUUCAAAGGAUCCGACUUCCACCACCAACCGAGACCUGCCGCUGCCUGGAGGCCUGAUGGGAAUGUCGGCUCAUGGUUUGGGCGGACUCGGCAAUCACGAGAACCUGGGAGCAGGGUUUCUGGUUGCUGUAGAGAAGCAGCGAUUGGAGCUGGAAAAGCAGCGCCUGGCGGUGGAGACUGAACGCCUGGCGGUGGAGAAAGAGCGUCUGCUGGUGGAGAAGGAGCGACUUCGUCAGAUGGAGGUAGAGAGGGAGCGACUGCAGCUGGAGAGGGAGAGGCUACAGGUGGAGAGAGAGAGGCUGAGGCUGCUGCUCGUCAGCCAGUCGGAGCACGUCGACUCCUCUUUUAACCUGCCGCCACAACAAGGCCCGCCUUCUUCCUCCACUUCUUCCUUAUCCUCCACUCAGGAUGGACAGAGGGAGAGGGAGAAGGGAGGCAAAGGCUGGAUGUCAGCGGUGAAUCUGGAGACGGAAAAGAUAAAUCUGGAGAAGGAGAGGCUGCAGCUGGAGAAGGAGAGACUGCAGUUCUUCAAAUUUGAAGCUGGCCGGCUGCAGAUUGAGAGAGAGCGCCUGCAGGUGGAGAAAGAGAGAAUGCAACUGCACAAAGACCAUCAGUCAGCAAAAGCCUGAUAAGAACAAGAGAAAACGAUGAAUAAAUCAGAUUUCUGCCAUCUUCUGGGGUGCUUUCAACACCGACAAGAUCACAGUAUUUGCACGAGCAGCAAAUUUCACAUAACCUUAAGGAAGGUGUGAGGCACUUCAUUGAUCCUUCCUGUCAGGAAUUUGGCCAAGGAGAAGCCUCAGAUGGAGCGUAAGCAUAUUUGUGACCCCCAUCAUCAAGCAGUGCCUUUUGAUGUCUACAUAAAAUGGGAACAGAAAUGAUGGCAUGAUAAUAACAUGUAGCAUUUGUUUGGCAUACUAAGCUGCUCAGUCCUGAACGUGUUUGAUUUAUAAAGCGUGACACGUUUCUCAUUGCUCCACCCAAACACGCCCGUGCAUUAAAUGUUCAGUCUAGGAUGUUAAGUGCUGGGUUGUCAGUGCAGCAAAUUAUCACUGUGUAGAAAUGUUUGAUAAUGGUUCUGUAUAUAUGAAAGAAGGAUGUCUAGAUAUCUUGCUCAAGUCAGUGCCGUUGUGUCUGCUGCAUGGGUGCUUGCCUCUAUGAAGAAAUUUUCGACAUUGAAAAAAACAAAAGCACACAAAACUGUUCUUUGUAUAGAGAUUUUAUCUUGUUUAUGUUUUGUUGUCAAGUGCUUGUGUUAUAGUAUCAUUUACAGCAUUAGUAGUGACUUUGUAUAUUUGUUCAUAAGUUCUAAACUGAUAUUUCUCCUUGUCACAGACUACAUGAGCCAGCAUGAGCAAUAUCAAGAACCUAAAACAGAGGCAGCUAAAUGGAAUUCAGCCAUUGUUAAAGUUAGAAUUUACACUUUUCCUGCUUUAUCAUGUCAGUAAGGCCUAUUAAGAUGUGAUGAUUUUGUCAUUUAUAAUUUGUGAAAGACAUCUUGAACAUCUGUGGUGAACGGCUUCUGGGUGUUUGGUGUGUGCAUGCUCGGAAGUGAAAUGUUUGUUCCUGAUUAAAAUAUUUUAAAUUCUGCUAUAAACAUACUGUGAAGUGUCAUUGGAAAGUGAAACCUGCAUUCUGUUACUGUGCUGAAGGUUACGUCAUGACUACACAUCAUGCAAAAUGUUUUAUCUACAAUUAUACUUAACAUCAUUCUGGUUUUAUGCCUGUUAUGAGUGCAUUAGUAUUGAGUUCAGUGGUUUUUCUCUCAGUUCCAUUUCUUUUCUGAGGAUGUGCCUACAGGUUUGUAUGUAAUGUUUGCCAAGAAAAGAACCGUAAUGUCCAGACAAAUUUUGUGAUGAUCAGAGGUGAAUAAAAACUGUAGUACACAUUCAAGCCCCAAAGUACUGCUUUUGAUGAUCAACCUCCACAGUUUUUCCUCAGGCCUCCACGUUCUCAGGAGUGGCUUUGAAGAAUAAUGGAAAAAGAGAAUGAGAAUAUAAUCAUUUUUUUGGUCUCCUCUGCAUUGAUGCUCCUCAGGGAGCUCGCCAGGGGUUUCCCACAUCAAUAUAGGCUAAUAAGAAGAGACGAGCAUUAAAAAUCGCUUUGAGAGCAUCACACUGAUGGACCAUACAAACCCUGCAUCUUUAAAGACUCAGCUUUUGAGGAUUUUACUAAAAACUGAUGUAACCCAGUGACACUCAUGCUGUUUUUUUGGUUUUCCCUUUUAAAAUGUUUAUCUAUGUCCCAGUGGCAUGAAAGCUUGAAUAAACUUUUACUACUGCAAAA